AUGACACCGUUAAAUAAUAACAAAUUGUUGACAAUAUUACUCAUUGCUACUGCAAAAUAUGGGGCGGCGAUAUUUUGCUAUGAUUGCAACAGCGCGUUCGACCCACGCUGCGGGGAAGAGUUUGACCCUUUCAGCUUAGGGGUUGUUAAUUGCUCCCUGAAGGACCCACUAGAACACAUUCCAGCUGUGGAAUCUACAUUCUGCCGUUCCAUAAGGAUGGAGAUCUACGGGAAGAUCCGCGUUGUCCGCCAAUGCGGAUACCUGACCGAGGAGAACGAGAAGAUCGGAGAUCCGCCCUGCAAGCGCCAAACUGGCACUGGUGACCUGUUCGUCACCUACUGUAACUGCGACACGGACCUCUGUAACGGGGCCUCUACCCGUGACACCAUUAUCUAUGCUAUUGUUUUAUCAGCGUUAAGUUUGUUGAUAAUUUGU
This is a messenger RNA of Iphiclides podalirius (scarce swallowtail), 435 nucleotides long. Lineage: Eukaryota; Metazoa; Arthropoda; Insecta; Lepidoptera; Papilionidae. The record is from the annotation of a GenBank genome assembly.